AUGAUCAUCCACCUCCACCACCACCAUCUAGUAAUAACCCAUCAAUACCAUCAUCUGGUAAUAAUCCACUACCACCAUCUAAUUCCCCUCCUCGCACUCCCUCUCCACUUCAUAACUUUCCUCCCCAAAACUGAUGAUGUCAAAAAUGGGGAGAAUCAAGAACUGGUGAUGAUGAUUUUAAUUCCAAUUCAGCCUGAACAGUUUGAAUUAGAAAGGGAAGACAAUCAAGGAACAAUGGUCAUUAUUCAGUUCGAACCAGUAAGUGAAGAUCAACCUAUGCCGGAAGCUGAUAAUGAUCAGUUUAAGACUGAUAAUGAUGAUUAUGAAGGGUAUCUUGAUAUGGAAUUUAUGGCACAGAAUGCUACUGCUCUAACUGUUGUUUAUCAUGGUGCAUCUUUUGAUAGGGAGAUUCCUCAAGGAACUCACAGUGAAUUUGAGUCUGAUGAUGAUCAACUCAAUCCAAGAAAAAGAAAGGCUUCCUUCUCAGGAGGAACAAAUGAAGUUGAAGCUUGA
Lactuca saligna is the source of this 513-nucleotide messenger RNA. The record is from the annotation of a GenBank genome assembly. Lineage: Eukaryota; Viridiplantae; Streptophyta; Magnoliopsida; Asterales; Asteraceae.